Messenger RNA from Lottia gigantea (owl limpet), 3855 nucleotides. RefSeq lists its product as hypothetical. Gene Ontology annotation, biological process: DNA repair; proteasome-mediated ubiquitin-dependent protein catabolic process. Gene Ontology annotation, cellular component: site of double-strand break; nucleus. NCBI's taxonomy places the organism in Eukaryota, Metazoa, Mollusca, Gastropoda, Lottiidae. The transcript is spliced from 27 exons. The record is from RefSeq and is a predicted model, not a curated record. Bases 51 to 3461 code for a protein of 1136 amino acids. Gene Ontology annotation, molecular function: protein binding; nucleic acid binding.
GGCCGUUUUGUUGAUGGAAUUUUUCCUGAAAACUUUAAAAAUUCCAUAAAAUGGCGUAUAAUUAUGUAGUUACAGCUCACAAACCCACUGCAGUAAAUGCAUGUGUUACAGGAAACUUUACCUCUCCCAAUGACCUGAAUUUAAUCAUUGCUAAGAAUACGCGUAUGGAAAUAUAUGUUGUAACACCAGAAGGAUUAAGACCUAUUAAAGAAGUUGGUAUCAAUGGAAGAAUUGCUGUUAUGCAACUAUUUCGACCACCUGGAGAGUCUAAAGAUCAGUUAUUUCUACUCACUGCUAGGUAUAAUGCUAUGAUAUUAGAAUGGCAUCAAGAAGGGGAUGUAAUGGAAAUUAUAACAAAAGCACAUGGCAAUGUACAGGAUAGAAUAGGCAGACCAUCAGAAACUGGUAUUAUUGGUAUCAUAGAUCCACUAUGUCGAGUUAUAGGUCUCCAUCUUUAUGAUGGACUGUUUAAAGUUAUCCCCCUUGACAGAGAAAAUAAGGAAUUAAAGGCAUUCAAUGUCAGAUUAGAAGAGUUAACAGUUAUUGACAUGAAUUUUCUUUAUGGAUGUCAACAACCAACAGUUAUACUAGUCCAUCAGGAUCAAAAUGGCCGCCAUGUCAAAACAUAUGAAAUAUCAUUACGUGAUAAAGAGUUUCUGAAAGGUCCAUGGAAACAAGAUAAUGUUGAAACAGAAGCUUGUAUGGUCAUAUCAGUACCUGAACCAUUUGGAGGAGCUUUGAUUGUAGGACAGGAGUCUAUUACAUAUCAUAAAGGAGAUAACUAUAUACCUAUAGCACCACCAGCUAUCAAGCAAUAUGCGUUAACUUGUUAUGGUAAAGUAGAUUCGAAUGGUUCAAGGUAUUUACUAGGUGAUAUGGCAGGAAGAUUAUUUAUGUUAUUAUUAGAUAGAGAAGAAAAGAUGGAUGGUAACUCUAUUGUUAAAGAUAUUAAAGUGGAACUCCUAGGAGAGACAACAAUAGCAGAAUGUAUAACAUAUUUAGAUAAUGGUGUUGUAUUUAUUGGUUCUAGACUGGGUGAUUCUCAAUUAGUCAAGUUAAAUGUAGAUCAAGAUGAUAAUGGAUCCUAUGUUCAAGUGAUGGAAACAUUCACCAAUCUAGGUCCUAUAGUUGAUAUGUGUGUAGUGGAUCUAGAACGCCAAGGUCAAGGACAGUUAGUGACAUGCUCUGGUUCCCAUAAAGAGGGAUCAUUACGUAUUAUCAGAAAUGGUAUUGGUAUACAUGAACAUGCUAAUAUAGAUCUCGCUGGUACCAAGGGUAUCUGGCCUUUACGUCUUAAUGGUACUAAAUAUGAUGAUAUGUUGGUCUUAUCUUUCGUUGGUCAAACUAGGGUUUUAGCUUUAAAUGGAGAAGAAGUAGAAGAAACAGAAUUACCAGGUUUUGAUGCUGAUACACAGACUUUUUAUUGUGGAAACGUCAUAGAAAAUCAACUUAUUCAGAUAACUACAGCAGCAGUACGACUAGUAAACUGUGGUAGUAAAAGUCUGGUAGCUGAAUGGAGACAUAAAGAGGGUAAAAAUAUCUCUCUAGCUAGUUGUAAUGCUUGUCAGGUUGUUAUAGCUGUAGGUCGUGAUGUUUAUUAUCUAGAAAUACAGUCAGGUCAAAUUACAGAAAUAAGUAAUGCAACAAUGGAACAUGAAGUAGCUUGUAUAGAUAUUAGUACUUUAAAAGAAGGAGAGAAGUCAGAACUAUGUGCUGUGGGUUUGUGGACAGAUAUUUCAGCUCGUGUUUUACGUUUACCAAAUCUACAGACUUUACUAGUAGAGAUGCUGGGUGGAGAAAUUAUCCCAAGAUCUAUAUUAUUAACAACAUUUGAAGGUGUACAUUAUUUAUUGUGUGCUCUAGGAGAUGGUUCCUUGUUUUAUUUUAAUCUUGAUCCAGCUACAGGGUUUUUACGAGAUAAAAAGAAAGUGACAUUAGGAACACAACCUACAGUUUUACGAACAUUUAAAUCACUGGCUACGACUAAUAUCUUCGCGUGUUCAGACCGUCCUACUGUCAUCUAUUCCAGUAAUCAUAAACUAGUAUUUUCUAAUGUUAAUUUACGUGAGGUUAAUCACAUGUGUCCCUUAAAUUCUGAAGGCUAUCCAGACAGUUUAGCAUUGGCUAAUGAUUCUACUCUGAUGAUUGGUACUAUAGAUGAGAUCCAGAAACUACACAUUAGAACUAUACCAUUGUGGGAGUCACCUAGGCGUAUAGCGUAUCAGGAAUCGUCUCAGACGUUUGGUGUAAUAUCAAUGAGAACUGAUAUAAUGGAUAAUAAUGAAGCCACACCAUCAAGACCUAGUGCUAGUACCCACGCAGCUAAUGUCUCAAGCAGUGCCAACUCUAAAUCUUUACGAAGUUUGGCGUCUGAUGUUUCGUAUGGUGAUGAGAUUGAAGUUCAUUCACUAUUGAUUAUAGAUCAACAUACAUUUGAAGUAUUACACUCCCAUCAGUUGAUGAAUAAUGAAUGUGCUACUAGUUUAAUAUCAGCUAAGUUAGGAGAAGAUAAUAACUAUUAUUAUAUAGUUGGUACAGCUCUAGUACAUCCUGAAGAGGCUGAACCUAAACAAGGCAGAAUUAUUGUCUUUCAAUAUACUGAUGGUAAAUUAAGUCAAGUUGCUGAGAAAGAAAUAAAAGGAGCAGCCUAUACUCUGGUAGAAUUUAAUGGUAAAUUACUGGCUAGUGUUAACAGUACUGUUCGACUAUUUGAAUGGACACCAGAGAAAGAGUUGAGACUAGAAUGUAGCCAUUUUAACAACAUUAUAGCAUUAUAUUUAAAAACUAAAGGUGAUUUUGUACUAGUAGGAGAUCUGAUGAGAUCUAUAUUAUUACUAGCUUAUAAACCUUUAGAGGGAAAUUUUGAAGAAAUAGCUAGAGAUUUUAACCCCAACUGGAUGAUAGCUAUAGAAAUAUUAGAUGAUGAUAAUUUUCUUGGGGCUGAAAACUCUUUUAAUCUCUUUACUUGUCAGAAAGAUGGUGCUGCCACUACAGAUGAAGAAAGACAACAACUACAGGAAGUGGGUUUAUUUCAUCUUGGUGAAUUCGUUAAUAUCUUUAGACAUGGUUCACUGGUGAUGCAGAAUGUAGGAGAGAACAUGACACCAAUUCAGGGAUCUGUAUUAUAUGGUACUAUUAAUGGUACAAUAGGUUUAGUUGCUCAGUUACCACAAGAGUUCUUCCUGUUUUUACAAGAUGUACAACAACGAUUAGCUAAAGUUAUCAAGAGUGUCGGCAAGAUAGAACAUUCAUUCUGGAGAUCAUUUCAUACAGAACGUAAAACUGAAGCUUCUACUGGGUUUAUUGAUGGAGACUUGAUAGAAAGUUUUCUAGAUUUAUCACGAGAUAAAAUGCAAGAAGUAGUGCAGGGUUUACAGAUUGAUGAUGGAAGUGGAAUGAAAAGAGAAUCCACAGUUGAAGAUCUGGUCAAAAUGAUUGAAGAAUUGACACGAAUUCACUGAAACUCAACUCAACUCGGAAUUUCAUUGAAUUCUCUAAAACACAGACUGAAAUUGCUGGAUAAUUUAUAUAUCUUGUGCUUUUAUUUCUGUAGUUAAAUUUGAAUGGUUUCUGUUUUCAUCAAACAAUGGCCAAACACUUAACCAUAUUAUUGGGGAGACAGAAGUUCACUCUUCAAUCCUAGUACAAUCCUAGAUCUAGCCUGUCAGCUCAUCAUUAUCAAGUUCCAAAUAAAGUCUAAUCAAAAAGACAAUGUAAAAAGUGCUAAUAAAUGUAUAAUAAUGUAUAUAGGAAAUGUAAAAUGUGAAAAUGACAUUAAAUGUUGAGAAAUUAUAGAAGUUUUUGAUGUGAAUUGAUUUAUCUUGUAAAUUAACUCAAAUAAACUUUCGAAAGUUU